This is a messenger RNA of Medicago truncatula (barrel medic), 4616 nucleotides long. RefSeq names its product putative lysine-specific demethylase JMJ16. Bases 547 to 4242 code for a protein of 1231 amino acids. The transcript is spliced from 13 exons. Gene Ontology annotation, biological process: chromatin remodeling; regulation of gene expression. Gene Ontology annotation, cellular component: nucleus; chromatin. Gene Ontology annotation, molecular function: histone H3K4me/H3K4me2/H3K4me3 demethylase activity. Lineage: Eukaryota; Viridiplantae; Streptophyta; Magnoliopsida; Fabales; Fabaceae. The record is from RefSeq and is a predicted model, not a curated record.
AUUAAGUAACCCAAAAACCUUAUGAAAACCCCAAAAUACCCUUGUACUCAAUAACUUCAUGCUUCACUGUUACAAAGUUUCACCCUAAAACUAAUUUGACCAAAAAAAAAAAAAAAUCAAAGAAAGAAAAAAAUUCACAUUAAUUUAGAGGAUAUAGAUUUAUCUGUUACUUUCAUAAUCAUCAUCAUCAUCUUCAUCCUCUACCUUGUUAUUAGGGUUUGUAUAAUUUUCACUGAAACUUCAAUUCUUCAAGCUCCAGAACCAAUCUAUAAGAUUACCAAAUUAUCCUUGCUUAUUUGACUGAUUCACCAUUGUAACAACGCGUUUUUCAUAUAUUCAACGUUACUAUUGAACAUCGCUAAUCCUUCAGAUUUUGUUUAGAUAUCUCAUCUUAGGAUUGGCGCGUUCGAGCUAUUUAUGAAGUUAGCGGAAAGUUGAUUUAGCUUCUAUCGAUUUCAUUUAUAGGUACGGUCGACAUCUUUCACUUUAUGAGUACGUUUCUUCAAAGGAAGACGAAUCAGGACAUUAUUGCUUAUUGCCCUUUGCAUGAGGUCAUUGAUGGGGACCGAGCUUAUGAGGAUAUGUGUUAAAGAAGAUGAUGAUUUUCCGUCAGUUCCACCGGGUUUUGAGUCAUAUACAUCUUUCGCACUGAAGAGGGUAGAAGAGAAUGAGAAAAACAAUGAUAAAAAUCCGACGAGUUCCUCGACGACGACAAGUGCAUCUGAAUCACAGUCAACUCAGGUCGGAAAUGGCGUGCAAUUGAGUGAUAGUGCAAAGGUUUCUAGAUCCCUUCGACGAAGAAGAUGGAUUAACCAUGGAAAGUGCGAGAGCAGUUCAGAGGAAGACGCUGAUUGUGAGCGGCAUGAUCAAAAUUUCUCCUCAAGGCCUUGUCUUCCUAAAGGAGUCCUCAGAGGAUGUCCAGAUUGCCGUAAUUGCCAAAAGGUCAUUGCUAGAUGGCGACCAGAAGUUGCUCGUAGACCACAGAUUGAGGAUGCUCCUGUUUUCUACCCCACUGAAGAGGAAUUUCAAGAUACUUUGAAAUAUAUAUCAAAGAUUCGCUCCAGAGCUGAACCAUAUGGAAUCUGCCGUAUUGUUCCCCCACGUUCAUGGAAACCCCCUUGUCCUCUCAAGGAAAAAAGUAUAUGGGAGGGUUCUAAAUUCGCUACUCGUGUUCAGAGGAUUGACAAACUUCAGAAUCGUAAUUCAGGGACAAAGAAGUCAAGGAUUCAAAAUAAUAUGAAAAGGAAAAGGAGAAGAUGCACAAGAAUGGGAGUGGAUAAUGGCACUGGAACAGAACCUAAUGCAGGAUUUUGUGAAGUUGAAACAUUUGGGUUUGAACCUGGCCCAGAAUUUACCUUGGAAACAUUUAAGAGAUAUGCAGACGAGUUUAAGGCCGAAUACUUCAAAAAUGAUAAUUUAUCUCAUCCAAGUGCUAAUACAACAAUUUUAAAUGGUACCUCAGAGCCUUCUGUGGAGAACAUUGAGGGUGAAUACUGGCGGAUGGUUGAGAGUCCUACUGAAGAAAUUGAGGUGCUUUAUGGAGCUGAUCUGGAAACUGGGAGUUUUGGGAGUGGUUUUCCUAGCAAGUCUAGUCAAGUUUCUGUUUCAUACGAGCAGUACAUAAAAUCUGGGUGGAAUUUAAAUAACUUUGCAAGGUUACCUGGAUCUCUGCUCUCUUAUGAAACCAGUGAUAUAUCUGGUGUUGUAGUGCCAUGGUUGUAUAUAGGAAUGUGCUUUUCCUCAUUUUGUUGGCAUGUGGAAGAUCACCAUUUAUAUUCAUUGAAUUAUAUGCAUCUGGGUGCUCAAAAAAUGUGGUAUGGUGUCCCUGCAAAAGAUGCAUGCAAAUUGGAAGAGGCCAUGAGAAAGCAGUUACCUGAGCUUUUUGAAGAACAACCUGACUUGCUUCAUAAGCUGGUCACGCAGCUUUCUCCUUCUAUUCUUAAGUCCAAAGGUGUGCCAGUUUAUAGGUGUGUUCAAAACCCUGGGGACUUUAUUCUAACAUUUCCUCGAGCCUACCAUUCUGGGUUCAAUUGUGGCUUCAACUGUGCUGAGGCUGUUAAUGUAGCUCCCGUUGACUGGCUUCCACAUGGACAUAUUGCUAUAGAGCUGUACCGGGAGCAGGGGCGUAAGACUUCUGUAUCUCAUGAUAAGCUAUUGCUUGGGGCUGCUAGGGAAGCAGUACGAGCCCAGUGGGAGAUUACUUUGCUGAAGAAAAACACUUCAGAUAAUCUAAAAUGGAAAGAUGUUUGUGGAAAAGACGGUCUUUUGGCAAAAGCAUUCAAGGCACGUGUUGAGAUGGAGCGGGUAAGAAGGGAAUUUCUCUGCAGUUCUUCAAAGGCAUUAAAAAUGGAGAGUAGUUUUGAUGCUACCAGUGAAAGGGAAUGCAGCUUCUGUUUUUUUGAUUUACACCUAUCUGCUGCUGCCUGUCACUGUUCCACAGAUAGAUAUGCUUGCUUGGAUCAUGCUAAGCAAUUGUGUUCAUGCUCUUGGAGCUCCAAAUUUUUCCUAUUUCGUUAUGAUAUUAGUGAACUAAAUAUUCUUGUUGAGGCAUUGGAAGGAAAAUUAAGUGCAGUUUACAGAUGGGCAAAAUUAGACCUUGGGCUGGCCCUGACUUCUUAUAUCUCAGCAGAUAAAAAAACAGUAUGUCAGGAAUUGAAAUUGCAUUCAUCCGACUCGUCUUAUUCUUCCAGGAGCAAUGUGAAUAAUGAGGCGGCUUUGACAGAUGUUCCAAUAGUGGAUCAAGCAAAUUCUGCAAAUAGCAAGGAUCAGAGCUAUCUUAAACAGAAGAAUAGCUUCAAACCUACAUGUGAGAUGGCUAAUCGUAAGAUCUUUGCUAUUAAAGGAGAGUCUAUCAUUUGUAGAUCAAAGCCGAGUGUCCCUGUUUGUGAAUUCAAUCAAGAGGAUUCCUCGUAUGCUUUAUCUCCGCCGCUAGCUCAACAUGGAGAUGAGAAAAGUACACAUUCAAGACCUAAAGAUAUCAUACUUCUUAGUGACGACGAAGAUGAUGAAAUGAAGAUGUCAGAUUCAAAUAGAAGGAAGGAGGUUCCUCAUAUGCUUGCUGGUUCUAGAAACAAAGCAAGCCUGUGUAGUGAUAUAGAAGAUAAAAGCUUGACCAUCCCUGUGACAGAUGCUUCUGUGACAGGUGAGAAGGAUGCUAUUGCGGUGCUUCGUGAAGAUUCAGGCUCAAAUUCAACUCAGCUUUUACAAGUAAAACAAGAAUGUCAUGAGCAGAGAAGACCAAUUAUACCUUCUACCCCAGUAGAUCUUUCUUUUCAUAUAGGUCUUACUGGUGCAGAAUCAGCUAGGAACAUUCCAGCUUCUACAAGAGUGGAUGCCAGCGGUCAUAGUUUAGAACGUUUGGAGGUUUGUCCUUCAAACCCCCAACCUUCCAGCACUAUUAAGGCUAAGAACGAGGAUAAUCAUGAGAAGUUUGAUGGAUGUUCCACUUCUAAUGUAGCAGACAGUGCAAGAGCUGUUAACGGAAACAUCUCUUGUGGUCCAAACAAUUCCCGUCAGAAAGGUCCUCGUAUUGCAAAGGUUGUCCGGCGCAUCAACUGCAAUGUUGAGCCUUUGGAAUUUGGAGUCGUGCUUUCUGGAAAGUCAUGGUGCAGCAUUCAGGCUAUAUUUCCAAAGGGAUUUAGAAGCCGUGUUCGAUACAUAAAUAUCUUAGAUCCAUGCAGUACAUGUUACUAUAUUUCAGAAAUUCUUGAUGCUGGACGUGGUUCGCCUCUAUUUAUGGUUUCCUUGGAAAAUAAUCCAAGGGAGGUCUUCAUUCAUAUGUCAGCAACAAAAUGCUGGGAUAUGGUAAGAGAGAGAGUGAAUCUAGAGAUAGCAAAACAGUUUAAGCUGGGAAGAAAGGGCCUUCCUCCUUUACAUCCUGCUGGCAGCCUUGAUGGCUUUGAAAUGUUUGGAUUUUCUUCACCAGAAAUAGUGAAGGCUAUUGAGGCGCUAGAUCGAAGUCGAGUUUGUCAUGAAUACUGGGACUUCCGUCGGCCUCAAGGGCAGCUUUCACAAGCUGGCCAGACCACUGUAAAUGGUGGAGGUGGAAGUGAUCAAGGGGUUCCCAUGAAUCAGCACACACCCACCGGAGCUGUUGCAGUACUGAAGAGCCUAUUUAAAAAGGCGAAUGUGGAAGAAUUGAACUCAUUGUACAACAUUCUUACUGACAAUAAGCCAGCGGCUGAACAGAUCCCAAUUGCAAAAAUUCUCUAUGAAGAAAUUCACAAAACCCAACCACCCUAGGUGAUCAAUUAUUUGGACGUAUGAAUAAUACGCCUAACUUUUUCUUGACAUGUAAAUUGUAGUUCAUCUGAGGUUGCACUUGCAACUUCGUCCAACCUUAGUCUUUGGGUUUUUUUCCCCGCCUGAAUGGAGGUUAUAGAGAAAGAAAAAGGAGAAAAUAGAAAAUAAAAUUAGAAAAAGGGAAAGAAAAUUAUUUCCCUUUAAAUUUUUUGCUUAUUUAAAGUGACAGUGUUUGGAUGGAAAGUUUCAAAGUCACUUUGGUUGCCUCAUGAAAUUCUGAAAGGCAAGGCUACCGGCCAUUAUUAUUGAUUUUGGUUCAAAUGUUGUUCACAUUUUGAAACAACAAUUAGGUGCAUUUUAGAUUAUUUUUUUCA